Molecule: messenger RNA, 6077 nt
Organism: Acanthochromis polyacanthus (spiny chromis)
Lineage: Eukaryota; Metazoa; Chordata; Actinopteri; Pomacentridae
Biological process (GO): axon guidance; semaphorin-plexin signaling pathway; positive regulation of cell migration
Molecular function (GO): semaphorin receptor binding; chemorepellent activity
Source: RefSeq, a predicted model, not a curated record
GCGGCGGAGCUGGUACUGAUGCUGCCGGAGAGCGACGCAUCUUCGGACGGACACCAACCACCAACGCCUUUGGGCCGUAGUGCGGACAGCGCAUGCGCUAGAGGAGGAUUCUGGGCAGCCCCCCUCAGUGAAGAGCACCUGAUUCUCACAGCGCAGCACCAGAAAACCCCUCCUCCUCCCCACAGCAGCCACCCACACGCUGCCUUUUCUCGUCCGUCUCAGUCGGCGGUGCAGGCGAUCAGGCAGCAGAGAACAGGAUGAGGCUGAGAAGACGACCACCAAGCACAUGAGAAGAUGAAAAUGUGGCUGAGGCAGGCGACUCUGGCGGUGCUCACAGUGGCAACGGCAGCCAUGGCAAUAUCAUCUCAGACUUCUGUAUUUCUGAACAAUAAAGAGGAGAGAGUUGAAGUUCCAGCCGGUUCCACUCUGAUUCUGCACUGCUGUCUGGACACAAAAAGCAGAUCUUGGAUAACCUGGUAUUUUCAACCCACUGGAAAGAGCAGGAACUCUACCCAAAUCUUUAAGAAGAUGAUUAACAAAUCUGCAAGCACCUUUCUGGAUGACUGUAAAGACAGCGAAAAGACGUACAGUAUAAUGCAUGUUAAUAAAACGGACAGCGGAUUGUACUAUUGCAACGUCACUGUAGACAUUCCUCUACCAUCAAACAAUGGGAGCAAAAGCAAAGAAGUAGUUAUUAUGAAGAGCGUAGUGGAAAACACAACGCCACUUGUGAUGAAUGAACCAGUGACUUCCUUUGACUCCACGGUGCAGUUCGAAUGGUGGAUGUGGGUCCUGGUGGGAGUUUCUGCCUUCGUCCUGCUCGUCCUGAUAGUCGUUUGCAUCCUGCUGAGAAGAUGCGCCAACAGAAACAGAGAAGCGGAUCCCAUCUAUGCAAACACUCACUCUAAAAUUAAAGGCUCUUCUCCUCGGCCGGAGAUGAACCACCUGAAGACCGUCUCCUCGUCCCAGAACCUGCGAACCCCCAGUCCUGGCCAGAGAUACGGUGAAGGCAAACGGAGACCCAGACAAUGAAGAACGUCACAAACCAAAUAACCAAAGUGUAGCCAAAAUCUGAGAUAGUAUUUACUGCAAGAACUGUGUGUUUCAUUAUCUCUCUAAGUUAAAUUCAAUUUUAACUUUCUGGACACAUUUGGCUUUUGUAUAUUUGUAUUUUUUGUCAUAUAUCUCAGGUAUUUCCAGUCAAACACUGUUUUAUUAUGAGCCACUAGAUGGCAGACGGUGGAUGCUGUGAAUCCAAACCAGUUCCCUUUUUGAAAAAUUUGUUUCCCUUUUAUGUAUUUUAAGACCUUAUAAUGUUUGAAUAUGUUUCCAAUAGGUUUUGCAUGUAAAUAAGCAAGAAAAGAAUUUAAAACUGAUUUUUUUUAAAAAACAUUGGCAUAGCUGAAGUAGAUAUUUUUUGUCAAGUAUUUGCUUAUUGUUAAAAUUCAUAUUAAAUCUCAAGAGAGUGAAAAUGCUGUUUUUGCUGUAGCCUACAGUUUACAUUAAUUUGAAUUUUAACAUAUGAGAUGUGAUGGUGUCCUAAUUGGGUUUAAUUUGGCACUUUAAGGGCGCGUCAAAAUCACAUUAAAACGGAGAAAAAAAUCCAAACAAGUGGAACCUGGGAUGUUGUUUUCUCGUCCCAUGUGAUUGGUUGCAAGGUGAGCGAGUGUCUUUUAAAGAAAGGUACGAAGUCACGGAGUCACAUGACCGGGCUCUGCCUACCGCUGAGAGCUGCCGGGUAAGUCGCUCUCUGGCUGCAGGAAUUAGAUGAGGACUGGACGUUACAGGUGGAGCGGAGGAAAGCGCACAGCCGGAUCCGAGACGAGACGAGCGGCGGAACGGUUCGAUCAGCGACAGAUCCCGAAGUGAGCUAGCGUGAAAAUGAUCUUCUCGGGCAUCCCUCAGCACUAGCCGGGCAGCAUGGCUUCUGCUCCUCCUUCCAGAGAGGACACCAGCAGCUCAUUAGCACAGCGCUGGAGGCUAACGCCGACAUAGAUAUCCAGCGAGCAGGACACCGACUUCAAACUGAGCCGGAGAAGGCUGAGCUGCUCUCCACAAGUCCUGGCUGCACGUCUGAAUGAAUCGCCUUUAGAGCUAAACAAAGUUGCUGCAGUGGCACAUGUCCAGGACAGUGACAGCUGCACGGUGUGACCACAUCUGGACCAAAACUCUGGACCAUGUUCUGUCUCUGAUCGGGUGCUUCGGUGGCAGAGCUGGACUGUGCAGCUCUUCCACACUUAGACAAACCUGGACCCUGAGCCAUGUCUCCUCUGUCAGCCCUGAGCAUCGUCUGUGGAUUGAUGCUCCAUGUUUGUUUCAGUCGCUACUGUGUCCCACGAAAGACUGUCCCCUUCCAGAACGAGCUGAAGUUCUUCAGAGAAGAGGGGAUCUUCAAUUACUCGACCAUGCUGAUGAGAGAUGACCUGGGCGUUUGCUGCUCGGGCAGAGAGGCCAUCUACGCUCUGGACAUCAACAACAUCUCAGUCAGGAAGGCGGCGGUGUACUGGCGAGUCACCGAGGAGAAGCAGAGGGAGUGCACGUACAAAGGAAAAACGCCGACGGUUUCGUGCAGUGAAUGCCGUAACUACAUUCGAACCCUGCACAAAAUGAAUGACACGACGAUGUACGUGUGCGGAUACGAAUCUUUUAGCCCGACAUGUGACUAUUAUACGUUCGCUAAUGGACAGCUGAGGCUGGAGGAAAAGCAGGAGGAGGGAAAGGGAAGUGUCCUUUUGAUCCCUUCAGAGAUACUCCUCCUCAUGGUUGGAAAUGACCUGUAUUCUGCUACAUCCAUCAACUUCUUGGGCUCUGAGCCGGUAGUUCUGCGCAGCUCAAACUUGGCCCUUCGCACUGAGUUCAAAAGCUCCUGGCUCAGUGAGCCAAACUUCGUCUACAUGGACUUUGUGGGUGAGAGUUUCGAGAGUCCCGACGGUGAUGACGAUAAGAUUUACCUGUUCUUCAGUGAGAACGCCAUGGAGUACGACUUCUACAGCAAAGUUGCAGUGUCACGAGUGGCCCGUGUCUGCAAGGGGGUAUGGGCGGCCAGCGGGACACUGCAGAGGAAAUGGACGUCGUUCCUGAAAGCACGUCUGGAUUGUUCUCCUGAACCCAGCCUGCCCCCCAUUGUCCAGGAUGUCUUCCUGCUGAAGCACAAGAACUGGAGGAAGAGUGUCUUCUACGCUGUCUUCACACCGGCAGUCGAGCUUGUCCCAGUCUCUGCAGUCUGUGCAUACAGCGUGUCCGAUCGAGAGAUUUUUAAUGAGGGAAAGUAGACGCCUGUUGCCGUGGAGACGUCUCAUGUCAAGUUGAUGUACACGGGUGAAGUGCCGGUUCCCCGACCGGGAGCGUGAUGCAUCAACAAUGUGGCUCGUAAAAUGGGGAUGAAUCGCUCCCUGGACCUUCCGGAUAAAACCCUCCAGUUCAUCAGGGAUCGACCUCUAAUGGACGAAGCUGUUCGUCCGUUGACCGGAGCGCCAUUGCUGGUCAAGAGAGGACCUCUGCUGACUCGGAUUGUUGUGGACAGCGUUUUGGCGCUGGAUGGGCAGAGCUACAACGUCAUGUUCAUCGAACAGGUAAACCAGAGAAUACGUGAAAGACCGUGUGUAAAGCGCUUAUUUUGGGGUCAUUUUAUAUUUUUAUACAGAAACGGUUACAUUCAGAAGUCUGUAAACUACGCUGGAGAGAUGUUCAUCAUUGAGGAGAUUCAGUUGACAGAAAACCCCGCCAUCAGCAUUCUGCAUCUCUCAUCCAGCAAGGGCCAACUGUAUGCCGGUUCAGAGUUUGGCACCACCCAGAUGCCGGUCAGUAACUGCAGCCGCUAUGAGUCUUGUGUGGACUGUAUCCUGGCCAGAGAUCCUUACUGUGCCUGGGAAUCCUCCGCCGAUCAGUGCUCCUCCGUCAAAAGCUUGUCAUCCUCCUCAAAUGAAGCAGUUCAGAGUUUAAAGGAGGGAGACGUGUCACAGUGUCCUCCACCAGAUCCAGUAGCAGCUGUCGACUUCACCCUGGUUCCGCAGAACAACAUCCAGCUGCCUUGCCAGCUUCACUCCAACUUGGCGCAGGUUCACUGGCGCUUCUCCGACCGAAUGCUUCACUCCGACAGCAAAUACUACAUCUACAGCGGGGGCCUCCUCAUCCUGAGUGCCUCCGAAUCAGACGUGGGGCUGUACGCCUGCGACUCAGUAGAGGAGAUAAACGGCAGAACAUACAACCGCACUGUGGCGGUUUAUCAUUUACAACUCUACUCCGGCCCGGAGGCGGGAGGCAGCUCCACUCCUGGCACCGAGGUGAUAAAUUCCUCAGACUCUAUUCACAGCGUGAACACAACAGCACCAGGGCCGGGGGUGCUGAUCGAGGAGCCACCGGCCCCUGAGACUCAGAGCGACACCGGCAGAGUGACUCAUCUAGAGGUGGCUGUGGCCGUUCUGUCGCUGCUCUGUAUCUCCCUGAUGGGCAUCAUAUUCUGGAUCUGGAAUCGAGAACGUUGGGAGUGUUUCAAGUUUGUGCAGAGCUCCAGCUCCAGCGAGGCGAAGAGGCAGUCAGCCGAGUACAUGCACAUCCAGAACAGAACUUCAGAGAUAAAGCUCCUGGGGCCGGAGUGUGGGAGACCUUGCAGUGCCAAUAAUAAUCACACUGCUGUUGACUUCAAAGGGAACGGGGAGCACCACUUCACACCUAUGGCCAACAUUUCAAGUCUGGAUGGUCUGGGAUACAUAAAUGAUGAGUCAGAGAUUUGACUCUGCUGAGGUAUAGAAUUCAGUCCAGGGCCAGCACCACUGCACUAAUUAUCUUCCUAUAGGUGUCCUCCUACUGACAGAGCUCUUAAAAACUGUUUUCACAUUAUAAAUUCUUUUGAUUGGUGUCCUGUUUCUCCUUGCCAAUUUCCUUCACUGUCUAUCAUUUCCAUACUGUAACCGGGCAGCUGAUGCACUCUGAAUUAGACACGGUGGAAAUCUCACUCCGGGAAAUCAUUAAAAACACAGAUUUUUAUAUAAAUAUAUUUUGUAUAAUGACAAAUUGUGAAUACACUUGUGUAUAAUUUGCCGUGUACAGCCAAAUUUCUUUUUUUUUGACUAUUUAUUUGUUGCAGUUAUGUUUUUAUUUCAGCUCAAUACUGUUGUAAUCUUGUAAAUGCCAAUGGAGAAGUAGCAUUUUGAUUACUAAAUUCCAAGCACAUUUCAUUUAAUGGAUACUGCAGUUUAUUUAUAACAUCAGUCAGUGGCUGUGUUAAUGAUUAAUCAAUAGCUCGUACUGCUUUUUCAUUUCCUGGUGGCAGUCAAAAGAUGUACUACAGAUAUACCUCCGCUUUAAACACUGAAAAACCACUCAUGCAGUCUUUGUUAUACCUCUAUCUUCCAUAAAAAAAGGGACUAUUUUACUGUAUUAAAUGUUUUAUCAUCAUUUAGGGUGAUCUGGUAUCCAGGGGUACACAGCUGCAUUUCAGCUUCCGAGCAUAAACUGAAGUCUUACUAUGAAAAAGACAAAAAUGUCAGUGGAAUGUAAAAGUGUGGGCGUACUUUUCUGUCAGCGAAUCAACUCCAAGACACAUCACAUGCAAGAAUUUUGGUGUCAAACUCUGGAAAAACGCUGCCUUGUUCAUAAUAAAAAUAAGAAAAAAAAAACAAACAAAAAACUUUGCUGAGGAUCUGACGUGCAUCUAACUGUCGGUGAUGAUUAGCUUCUCUCUCUCUCCACAGCUGAGAAAUUUGAUUUUGAGUGUGACGGGCUUGUUGUCUUGAUGUUUCCAGCAGAUACUCCUGUGGUUUUGCAGGGCGGGAUAACACCACACACAGAGACACACACACACUCAGUUAUUUCAGACCUGUUUGUUUUGGUCGCAAAAAAGUCAAAUGCAGGAAUGUAGCCUCAAUCUGUUUUUUUUCCCCCUCCACUCUAUCAUUAACGCUAGAGCUCAGAGCUGCAUUGUGCUUCAUGUGAAACAAGCACAGUAGGUAUGAAAGGCUUGAAGUGGGUCUCUGCUCAAUUAUUCAACAGUGCAGUAUACGCAAGUUGCCAUUAACAGAAUUUAGGAUGUAUAUAUUAGUUUUUUAAGGUAAUAAAUUAAUAAAACAUUGCAUCGA